Molecule: messenger RNA, 1413 nt
Organism: Fraxinus pennsylvanica
Lineage: Eukaryota; Viridiplantae; Streptophyta; Magnoliopsida; Lamiales; Oleaceae
Source: the annotation of a GenBank genome assembly
AUGGAUAAGAGGCAACACAUUGCGAUAUUUACUACGGCGAGCCUUCCAUGGCUAACUGGGACUGCUGUCAACCCUCUAUUUCGUGCAGCAUAUCUUGCAAGGGAUGGCGAGAGAAAAGUCACCUUGGUUAUUCCUUGGUUGAAAUUGAAGGACCAAGAACAUGUCUAUCCGAACAACAUAACUUUUAAUUCAGCGGAUGAGCAAGAAAAAUAUGUUCGCCAAUGGCUUGAAGAACGGAUUGGGUUCACAUCACCUUUCAUAAUACGUUUCUAUCCAGGAAGGUUCUCUCUUCAUAAAAGGAGCAUUCUUGCUCUAGGGGAUAUUACUGAGAUCAUCCAAGAUGAAGAGGCAGAUAUUGCUGUCCUUGAGGAGCCCGAGCAUCUUACAUGGUAUCAUCAUGGUAAAAGGUGGAAAACAAAAUUUCGUCUGGUUGUAGGCAUUGUUCACACCAAUUAUUUGGAAUAUGUGAGAAGAGAGAAGAAUGGACAACUGCAGGCAUUUUUUCUGAAAUACAUAAAUAGUUGGGUUGUCGAUAUAUAUUGCCAUAAGGUGAUAAGAUUAUCGGCUGCCACCCAAGACCUUCCGAGAUCUGUUAUCUGCAAUGUCCAUGGGGUCAAUCCUAGAUUUCUUGACAUUGGCAUGAAAAAGAAAGAGCAACAGUGGAAUGGAGAGCAGGCUUUCACAAAAGGCACAUACUAUAUUGGGAAGAUGGUGUGGAGCAAAGGCUUCAAAGAGCUACUUAAACUUCUGCAUGAACAUCAAAAAGAGUUAACAGGUCUUGAGGUUGAUUUAUAUGGCAGUGGACAGGACUCUGAUCAAGUUCAGGAAGCUGCCGAGAAGCUGGAAAUACCAGUCAGGGUUCACCCUGGUCGUGAUCAUGCUGAUUCUUUAUUUCACGACUACAAGGUGUUCCUGAAUCCCAGCACCACAGAUGUAGUCUGUACAACCACAGCUGAAGCAUUAGCAAUGGGCAAGAUAGUGGUAUGUGCUAAUCAUCCCUCGAACGAUUUCUUCAAGCAGUUCCCAAAUUGCCGAACGUAUGAUGACGGCAACGGGUUUGUUGAAGAAACACUCAAGGCAUUGCAAGAUCAGCCUGCUCCCCAAACUGAUGCUCAAAAGCAUGAGCUAUCUUGGGAGGCAGCUACAGAGCGGUUUCUGGAAGCUGCAGAGCUGGACGUGGAAGCUGCAGAGCUGGACGUCAUGCCUACAAAGAAAGUGAACAAGACAUCCUCAAAGCUCUUCAUGUCCACAUCUUUCAGUUUCAGGAGGAAUUUCGAGGAUGCAUCUGCAAUGGUACAUUUUCUGGGAACUAGAUUUCUAAGUUCACAACCGGAUGAAGAGCAAUGUAAAGAGGUUGGAUUGUCAGUAUCUCCCAAAAAACGUUCAUACCCUUCAAAAAGAUGGGUUUUCUAA